AUGACGUUCAAUUGGCUGGGGAAGGAACUUAACCUCACUGGUGUUCAAUCUCAUCGCCCGGAAAUGGUUGAUCGGCGAAAGAUGGAGAAGGAGAUACGGGGAAAUGGCAAUAAAGGGACCUUGAUGCAAAUUCUUUUGCUCGACGGGGUCACCUCCUCUGGAGAAGAUGACAAGCCAACGUGGGGAAUAUAUCAACAGCAACAAAUGAAGGCUCUUAUUGGGAGCUCUACAUGGGAAUCUCACUUGAAACAUUUGGAUGUGGUAUUCUCUAUUUUAGCUACUCACCAGCUUUUUGUCAAAAAAGAAAAAUGUUGCUUUGGAGUUUCGCAAAUACAUUAUUUGGGGCAUCUCAUCAAAGAAGGAGAAGUAAAGAUGGAUCCCAAUAAGAUAGCCGCAAUAGAAGAAUGGCCCAAACCAACCACGGUGACAGCUAUGCGUGGCUUUUUGGGACUCACCGGAUACUACCGUAAAUUCGUCAAAGAUUACGGCAAAAUAGCAGCCCCAUUAACUGAAAUGUUGAAGAAGAAUAACUUCAAGUGGUCUCAUGAAGCGGAGCUUGCAUUUGUGGAACUCAAAUGA
This is a messenger RNA of Morus notabilis, 579 nucleotides long. RefSeq lists its product as uncharacterized. Bases 1 to 579 code for a protein of 192 amino acids. The record is from RefSeq and is a predicted model, not a curated record. The transcript is spliced from 2 exons. NCBI's taxonomy places the organism in Eukaryota, Viridiplantae, Streptophyta, Magnoliopsida, Rosales, Moraceae.